This is a messenger RNA of Anneissia japonica, 2173 nucleotides long. RefSeq lists its product as uncharacterized. The transcript has 6 exons. The record is from RefSeq and is a predicted model, not a curated record. Bases 42 to 1778 code for a protein of 578 amino acids. NCBI's taxonomy places the organism in Eukaryota, Metazoa, Echinodermata, Crinoidea, Comatulida, Comatulidae.
CCAAUCCGAUUAGGCCUAAUAAGGAUUUAAGAUUUAACAUAAUGGCGGAUCAACUCCGUAGUAUUUUUGAUGAUCCAAAGUACUACGUCAAAGUUUUUGACGAACGAACAAAGCGACAACAAAGAGCAAAUGCACUGAUUGAAUGGACUGACGAUCUCGUUGUAAAUCAACUUCUUGGAAAGCUUAGCGUUAAAGGAAGACCACUAAAAGUACUUGGUAUUGGUAGUGGUACCGGUGCGGUUGAGUUUAGUAACAUAUUGCAACUUUCGAAAAAGUUCCCACUGAUAGUCACCACCGUUUUAGAACCAGCUCAGAAUCACAUAGAUGAAUACAAGAAGUUGGUAGAAAAAGAAUCCAUUACAGGAUUAACACAUCACUGGAGAACACAGACUUUGCACCAAUAUCGUGAUGAUGUUGGAACUUCUGCCAAAUUUGACGUUAUUUUUGCCGUCAAUUCCUUGUACUAUGUUGACGAUGUUGAGGAAUCAUUACGGUACAUGUAUGACAUACUUGAGGUUGGUGGAAUAAUGAUCGUAAUUGUGGUCGCAGAAACCAGUGGUGUCUAUAAAUUGUGGAAGAACUUCUCCAAAAUAUACGAAAGUGUAAGCUUUCAAAAAAUAUCAACGAGUGAGAUAAUGGAAAGCUUGUCUAAUCUAAAUAUCAACUACCAGCUCCAACGACGGAGAAAUGAUGUUGAUGUCACCGAAUGUUUCAUUGAGGGCUCACAAGAGGGUCAAUAUAUGAUAGAUUUUCUUAGUCAUGUGACCAAUUUACGUGAAAGCAUACCGGAAUCAUUGUAUUCUGAAUUUAUUUCGUUUCUGAAAGAAAUUAGUGGUCCACAAGACGGAUAUGGUGAAAAGUUGUGGAUGGAAACUUCAUGGGAAGCCGUGUUCGUUCAGAAUGUUAUAAUGACGGAUCAGCUCCGCAGUAUAUUUGAUGAUCCUAAAUAUUACGUCAAAGUUUUUGACGAACGAACAAAGCGACAACAAAGGGCAAAUGCACUGAUUGAAUGGACAGAUGAACUCGUUAAAAAUCAGCUUAUUGAAAAGCUUAGCGUUAAGGAAAGACCGCUAAAGGUUCUUGGUGUUGGUAGUGGAACCGGUGCGGUUGAGUUUAGUAACAUACUUCAACUUACGGAAAAGUUUCCAUUGAUAGUCACCACCGUUUUAGAGCCAGCUAAGAACCACAUAGAUGAAUACCGGAAGUUGGUCGAAAAAGAAUCCAGUAAACUAAAGGGAAUAACACAUCACUGGAGACGGCAGACUUUGAACCAAUACCGUGAUGAUGUUGGAACCUCUAACAAAUUUGACGUUAUUUUUGCCGUCAAUUCCUUGUACUAUGUUGACGAUGUUGAGGAUUCCUUGCGGUAUCUUAAUGACAUCCUGGAGAAUGGUGGAAUAAUGGUCGUCAUAAUGACCGCAGAAACAAGUGGUUGCUAUAGAUUGUGGAAGAAAUUUUCCAAAAUAUACGAAAGUGUAUGCUUUCAAAAAAUAUCAGCGAGUGAGAUAAUCGAAAACUUGUCUAAUCUGAAAAUCAACUACCAGCUCCAACGACGGAGAAAUGAUGUUGACGUCACCGAAUGUUUCAUUGAGGACUCACAAGAGGGUCAAUAUAUGAUAGAUUUUCUUAGUCAUGUGAUCAAUUUACGUGGAAGCAUACCGGAAUCAUUGUAUUCUGAAUUUAUUUCGUUCCUGAAAGAAAUUAGUGGUCCACAAGACGGAUAUGGUGAAAAGUUGUGGAUGGAAAAUUCAUGGGAAGCAGUGUUUGUUCAAAAGUAAACGUUAAUCCAUUAGACCUAUGAUAAAUUACUCGCACUUAGGCCUACUGUGUAUUUUAUGGAUACUUAGUGAUGGCGUAUUAUUAUAUUAUUUAGAUUACCUUGGGAAUGCCGCCAUAGCCUACAUUUUCAAAUGUAGUAAAAUGUUGAAUUAGAAUUAAAGGGUUUAACUGCUUGCAAAAUAUGGGCAUAAUUGAAAGAACAACUUAAAGUAUACCGGUAUAAUAAAUAUGUGGUGUAUCUGUGUAGGCCUAUACAUGGCCACAUAGAGAGAGUAUUUAUAUAAUUAUUUUCUGGUUUCAUUCAAUUUGCUAUUUAAUUUUUUGAUAUUCUUGUGGAGGGGCGCAAUGAGCUUUUUCUUUUAAACUAAUACCGUCGCUUUAUAAAAUGUUCUAU